Messenger RNA from Nakaseomyces glabratus, 2838 nucleotides. It is a transcript of the gene NHA1, whose product is annotated as Nha1p. Lineage: Eukaryota; Fungi; Ascomycota; Saccharomycetes; Saccharomycetales; Saccharomycetaceae. The record is from RefSeq and is a predicted model, not a curated record. Gene Ontology annotation, biological process: regulation of membrane potential; proton export across plasma membrane; intracellular potassium ion homeostasis. Gene Ontology annotation, molecular function: sodium:proton antiporter activity. Gene Ontology annotation, cellular component: plasma membrane.
AUGGCUGUAUGGGAGCAAUUAGAAGUUUCAAAAGCUCACGUAGCUUACGCAUGUGUGGGUGUUUUCUCAUCUAUCUUCUCAUUAGUAUCACUUUUCGUGAAGGAGAAACUGUAUAUUGGUGAAUCCACCGUGGCGGGUAUAUUCGGACUUAUAGUGGGGCCCGUUUGUCUAGAUUGGUUUAACCCAUUAGAGUGGGGUAACUCUGAUGUUAUUACAUUAGAGAUUACUAGAAUAGUUUUAUGUUUACAGAUUUUUGCUGUUGCCGUUGAACUACCACGAAAGUACAUGAAGAAGCAUUGGCUUUCAGUUACCAUGCUACUAGUACCGGUAAUGACUGCUGGUUGGUUAAUUAUUGGUCUGUUUGUAUGGAUUAUCAUUCCACACAUCAACUUUCCAGCAGCUUUGUUAGUAAGUGCUUGUAUCACUGCCACAGAUCCUAUUCUGGCACAGUCAGUGGUUUCAGGUAAGUUUGCCAAAAAGGUGCCGGGGCAUUUAAGAAAUUUACUAUCAGCUGAAUCAGGUUGUAAUGAUGGUAUGGCAUUUCCAUUCAUUUAUUUAUCCCUUAAUUUAGUUCUUCACCCAGGAAGAGGAGGACUUAUUGUUAAAGAUUGGAUUUGUAUAACAAUCCUCUAUGAAUGUCUGUUUGGAUGCAUAUUAGGUGUUGUGAUAGGAUACGUUGGUAGAAUAUCUAUAAGAUUUGCUGAAGAAAAGAACAUUAUAGACAGAGAAUCAUUUUUGGCUUUCUAUGUGGUAUUAGCUUUUAUAUGUGCUGGUUUUGGUUCUUUAUUAGGUGUUGAUGACCUUCUUGUAUCGUUUGCAGCCGGUGCUGCAUUUGCAUGGGAUGGUUGGUUUUCUCAGAAAACUGAAGAAUCCAAUGUGUCUACUGUUAUUGAUGUCUUGCUAAAUUACGCCUAUUUUAUCUACUUUGGUGCCAUUAUCCCAUGGGAUCAAUUUAACAAUGGUGAUAUUGGUCUAAAUGUCUGGAGACUGAUCGUAUUAGCAAUUAUUGUUAUCUUCUUGCGUAGAAUUCCAGCAGUUAUGAUUCUAAAACCUGUUAUACCCGAUAUCAAAUCAUGGCGUGAGGCGUUAUUUGUGGGCCAUUUUGGGCCUAUUGGUGUAGGCGCAAUCUUUGCUGCUAUUCUGGCUAGAGGUGAGCUUGAACAUGAAUUUCUGGAAGAACCCACUCCGUUAAAUGUUGUUCCUCCAGAGGUGGAAACUGAACAUUGGCAAUUGAUUGCCAUUUUAUGGCCAACGAUUUGUUUCUUUAUCAUCACAUCUAUCAUUGUUCAUGGUUCAUCCGUUGCUGUGAUAACACUAGGAAGACAUUUGAAUACUGUGACUUUGACUAAAACUUUUACCACCCAUACUACAAAUGGGAAUGGGAAAUCAUCUUGGAUGCAAAGAUUACCCUCACUUGAUAAGAGUGGUAGAUCAUUUUCAUUACACCGUGUGGAUACGAGUGCCACAAAUGAAACUAUACACCAUGAAACUGAACCUGAUGAAUUGAAACAGAAUGAUACCAUGGAAGAUUACAGUGGCGUCACAACUAGUGGCAAACCUGUAAGAGCAGCUGGUGGAAUGCGGAGAAGGGUUACUAGGAAGAAGAAAAAGAGUAGAGGUAGAAAGCAUGCCGAAAGACUGAUGAGGAAGACUGAAAAACUAAACCCUAUGUUCGGAGGCUAUGAUGAUGAGCUAAAUGAUUUGGGUAGAGAAAAACUUCAAUUAGAAAAGGAAGCUGAAGCUGGCACAUUUGCACUAGGACGUAAAAACUGGCCAAAUGCUGACAACGAUGACGAUGCCGAUGGUUCACCACAUACUGUGAUUGGUACUAGUAUAAGUGGCUCUGAUCAAUAUGAUGAGGAGAAAGUGGAUUCUCGCCAUUCUCUUGAAAGUACGCAAUCUGAAAAAGAAAGGAAACUUGCUGAACUUAAAGAGCAAGAAGAAACUCCUCAUGUUGCUUAUGCAGAAGGGAACAAGAUUAUUUUUGAGAAUAAACAAGGUGAAAUUAUUGAUGAAGCUAAGCUAAAUAGUCCAUCUGAUGAGGAGGCCCAGCAAUCGUUCCGAAGCCCAAGUUCAUUAAAGAAAACUAGAAGCAAUGAUUCUACAAGUAGAAGUAUGACUAGUAUGAAUAGUCUGAAGAGAAUUAUUACUCCUCCAUCUGUGAAAAAGGUACAUUCACUAAUUGAUCGUAGUCAUCCAAAGUAUAUUGCAUACAAAAUAGACAACCAAUUAAUUAUUGAAGAUGACGAAGGUGAAGUUUUGAGACGUUACAAGAUCAAUACCCAUGAUAAAGAAGAAUCUAAAACAUCUCCCAAAGUUCAAACUAGAAAUGAAAGGAGCUCAAGUAUUGUCUCUAGAGCUUUGUCUGCUGUUGGAUUAAGAAAUGGAUCUAAAACUACUUUAGCAUCUGAUGAAGUAACUGGAGUAGCAGAAGGGGAAAGACAGUUCGUACUAACUCCAGUACCUACACAUAUGUAUGAUCAGAAUGAAAACCAAAUCAACGAAGAAGAUGAGGAAGGAACUAGUUAUAGUGGGUCUGAAAAUGAUAAUGAAGAAGAAAAUUCUCAAUCUGAUGACUCAUAUGAGUAUGAUAGCAAUCAAUUAUCAGGUGAGGAGUCCAAUGAAAGAUCUGAGGAUGAGGAAAGUGAAGAUUAUGAUGAAGAUAGUGAUAAUUAUUCUGAAACUCAAAUAGAAAGAGAUCGUCGUCUAAAUGCCCUUGGCCAUAUAUCUUUACCUGCAGAAGCUGAUGAUGAGGAACCAGCUCCUUAUAUUCCACAACUAGAUCAAAAUAAUUCUAGAAAUAAAAUGAAAUCCACAUUCGCGAGGUUCAAGAAAUAA